AUGCAGAGUACGCCAGAAGUUCUACGCCCACCUAGCCCCUCUCGCCAUCCACGGCAGAAAAUUCCAUCUGGGACAAGGUCUGCCCCAAAAAACGAAUUCCAUCACUGCACGAUGCAAAACAACGAAAACAAGAGACUUUCCGGCAUUAGUCUGUCCCACAUGUGGUCACCAAUGUGUAUGAGUAAAUCAGGCCCAACUCUACACCGAAUGUCACGACACGGGUAUCAACCUAUUCGCGCGCACGCCAGCCAACGCGACGAAUGCGAAGAAACAGCUCUGCACCUCUUGAGUUGCCCCACUCUUCAUCCACUGCGAGUUCAAUUUGCGAUAGUUGAUGAUGUACCCCUGAUGAAACUAUGUUUUUCUAAGCGGUUAGCACAGUUCUUUAUUGCGGCGGAGUGGAACUACGCUAUGCCACAGACUUCACAACCAAGAAACCCUACGCAACCUACCUCCCCCUCUGUCAGCCCUCCCUCGCACAUUAGAACUGUCAAUACCCUCGAUUAUGGAAGACUUGAUAGAGUCGUUUGUAAGAGGCUUCUUCCGCAGACCCAAGAAGCAAGAAAAACAAAUAGGAGUUCAUUGAGCCCAAUUAAAUUCGAAAAAAAAGCAGACCUGGUCACGGGGUUUUGGACAGCAAAGCGGGAGUAA
Trypanosoma theileri is the source of this 651-nucleotide messenger RNA. RefSeq names its product Tbingi protein. NCBI's taxonomy places the organism in Eukaryota, Euglenozoa, Kinetoplastea, Trypanosomatida, Trypanosomatidae. The transcript has a single exon. Bases 1 to 651 code for a protein of 216 amino acids. The record is from RefSeq and is a predicted model, not a curated record.